Molecule: messenger RNA, 1273 nt
Organism: Triticum aestivum (bread wheat)
Lineage: Eukaryota; Viridiplantae; Streptophyta; Magnoliopsida; Poales; Poaceae
Product: probable aquaporin TIP1-2
Exons: 2
Coding region: 121-879 (252 amino acids)
Biological process (GO): transmembrane transport; water transport
Cellular component (GO): membrane
Molecular function (GO): water channel activity
Source: RefSeq, a predicted model, not a curated record
AACCAACACUGCAUGAUCGACACACCAUCACCACACCACACCACACAAUUCAACACUAGCUAGCUGCACAGGACACGAGCCGAUCCAUCCAUCCAGAAAAAAAAAGAGUGCCCGUCGAAAAUGCCGGUGAGCAGGAUCGCCAUCGGCGCCCCGGGGGAGCUGUCCCACCCGGACACCUUCCGCGCCGGCGUCGCCGAGUUCAUCUCCAUGCUCAUCUUCGUCUUCGCCGGCUCAGGCUCCGGCAUGGCCUUCGGCAAGCUGACUGACGGCGGCGCGACGACGCCGGCGGGGCUGAUCGCGGCGGCGCUGGCGCACGCGUUCGCGCUCUUCGUGGCCGUGUCCGUGGGCGCCAACAUCUCGGGCGGGCACGUGAACCCGGCCGUCACAUUCGGCGCCUUCGUGGGCGGCAACAUCAGCCUGCUCAAGGCGGUGGUGUACUGGGUGGCGCAGCUGCUCGGCUCCGUCGUGGCCUGCCUCCUCCUCAAGAUCGCCACCGGCGGCGAGGCCGUGGGCGCCUUCUCGCUCUCCGCCGGCGUCGGCGUCUGGAACGCCGUGGUCUUCGAGAUCGUCAUGACCUUCGGGCUCGUCUACACGGUGUACGCCACGGCGGUCGACCCCAAGCGCGGCGACCUCGGGGUCAUCGCGCCCAUCGCCAUCGGCUUCAUCGUCGGCGCCAACAUCCUCGCCGGCGGCGCCUUCGACGGCGCCUCCAUGAACCCCGCCGUCUCCUUCGGCCCCGCUGUCGUCACCGGCGUCUGGGAGAACCACUGGGUGUACUGGCUCGGCCCCUUCGCCGGCGCCGCCAUCGCCGCCCUCGUCUACGACAUCUGCUUCAUCGGCCAGCGGCCCCACGAGCAGCUCCCCACCGCCGACUACUGAAAACCUCACUCUCAAUCUCAUCCAUCCAUCACCGCCAUGAGAGAUUGAAAUCGAUUCAAAAAAUUCCAGCAAGUGUACGUCGUCGUGUCAUCAUCAGUAAGCCAGUUUAGUUUCAUUCUCUCUCCCUCUCUCUCACGUGUCUUUGAGAAAUUCAGGGUAAACAGUGUGAGUCAGUCAGUCAGGAAUAAUCUCUUGUCUUGGUGUAUGUCCUCAAUUAUGAAUGCUUCUAUUCCAUGGUCAAGAUUGAUGUUUGUACAAAGGUAUUGUCUGUCCUGGCAACUUGAUGUCUUGCCAAUCUUGUGUCCAUAUUUUCUGUAGAUUUUGUCCUGUCACGACAUGAUAUGUAUGGUAAGCAUUGGUGAUUGUGAUGGAUGGGAAGAAAUUGACAGUUCAA